UCAAAAUGGCGGACGAAAAAGAAGAUUUGGAUAAAUUUCUGCAGGAUGUCGAUGAUAUAGGCUCUAUCGUUAGGAAUCUUUCGUCAAAAGAUGAGGAAAGGAACAGAGAGGCAAUGGAAGCAUCAGAAAAGUUAAUGAAAGAGAAAGAAGAGAGAGAAAAAGUGAAGACAAAGUAUGACAAAACUUUGAUUAAUGCACACCCCAGUCCUUCUGAGCAACAAUAUACAAAGGAGCAAGAACAGUUUAUGAGAGGAAUUGAGCUUGAUGCAAAAGAAAGGGGAGAGAGAAUGAAGAAAAAUGAAGCUGAUGCAGAAACUCUAAAGUCUAAAGGGAACAAGGAAUUUAAAUCCUGUCGUUAUCAGGAAGCAAUUGAUUGUUAUACUGCAGCUAUUAAAUUAGUCAAGUAUUUUCCUGCAUUGUACACAAAUAGAGCUCAGGCUUACAUAAAACUGGAUAAGUUUGAUGCCGCUAUUGAUGAUUGUAAAUGGGCAAUGAAGAUUGAUGAGAAAUGCGUGAAGGCUUAUGUCCAUUGCGGACGAGCAUUGCAAAAGAAGCGACUCUUUUCUGAGGCAAUUUCGUUCUUCAAAAAAGGUGAAGAAAUUGACCCAAAUCAAAAAGAUGUUAUAGCAGGUUACAUCUCACAGACGGAAAAGGAACAAAAGGAAUAUGAUUUUGAAUGUGAGGUCAAUGUAAAAUAUGAGAGCGAUCCCUGUCUAAAAGCAGUCGGGGAAAUUAUUGAAAAACUUAAUGAAAAAUCUGAUUUAAAAGAGUGCACAAUAUGUGCGCGCCAACUGGUAGAACUACUUGCGAAUAGCGAUGAAUCCAAGACGCUGUUUCGUCUUUUAAAAGGAUUUUCUUUCUUUGGCACAACUACUAAAUUUUGGAGAUUGUGUGAAAACUGUAGCUCGUGGGAGUCCAACGAGGAGACGUUUGUUCACGAAAUGUUGAACCUUGGAGAAAUUACUAGUGCUAACAAUGAACGGAAUGCUGGGGAACUUCUUAACUACAAAAUAAUCGACGUAAUACACAAGGUGUGUCAGAAAUGCAAUGUCCAAAAAGUUCUCUUGGCUUCGGUAAGACUUUUACGUCAGCUGACGGAGUUUACAUUGGGAAGACAACAUAUUGUGGAUUAUGCUCGUCACAACAGUUGUUUUGUGGAAAGACUUUUGAAAUUUGUAGAAGAAAGACAUGCAAUUUCAAGGAUUGUAAUGGGAUGCAUGAACAAUUUAUCGUUAGACAAGACAUUUGCUUCAAACAAUUCUUCACAACUAGAAAAGAUUCUUUUCUCCCUUAUCAAAGCACCUAUGACCACGUCCGAUAAUUCAAAGUUGGAUCGAAAUGCCCAACUGGCACUUGUAACCACAGGCUUCGCAACAUUAGCAAAUCUGGCCCGAGUCAAGAGGAUAAGGAACAGACUACAGCUUAAUGUUCAAGUGUGGAUUCUUUGUGUUGAUAUUCUGACUGAAUAUGAUAGUAUUAACGAAGAAGAAAUAGCUGAUGUGAUUUAUGCUUUAUUGGGUUUACUGAUCAACCUUUUAAUUGAAGAUUCAAUUCAUGUAAAGAGUCAUGGUAUUGCAAUAGCUGUGUUGAUCUUGAAGUUACUUACUUUAGAAAACAUGGAUAUCGUAGAGCGUCUGCUUGGCGUCUCACGAUUAUUGAUGACGUAUAGUAAUGAAGUAGUUCAAUUGGUUUGUACUGAAUCUACCUACGAUGUCUUACUGAAAAUCGUUCAGAGAACCGCGGGCGAUACUACGAUUUCUUAUGGGGUUAAAUGUUUGGCUUUAUGUACAGCAGAAAAUAGGGAUGCAAGAAAAUAUAUUAUUUCAAAUGGUUUGCCACUAUUUCAAAAAUUAUUGUCAUCAAAUAAUGACACUAUCGUUGGAAAUUCUGCUAUUGUCUUAAGUAGCUGUUUUGAGGAAGAUGAAGUCAGCGAACAGCUUUUUGGAACAUCAAUUGUGAAAGAUUGUUUGACUUUGGCGACACGAACGGAUCUAAAUAAAAAUGUUAAACAGAAUGUAGCCAUUGCACUUGCCAAACUGGUCAAACACGAUUUAAGGUUUUUAGAAGAGCUACGAGAGCUGCAUGGGGUGGAGAUAUUACACUCAGUUGUUCAAUCAAACAAUCUGAUUUGAUGCUAGAAAACAAAUUUUCAAGUGAAUUUCACUCACUGGAAUUGUGUUCGUAUUUGGUGUGCAGAGAACACUAAAAGAGGAACAAUAUUUAUUGUAUGCCGACAUACAUACAGGGCAGUGGUCACGAUCUUAGUCAGCUGGCAGAUGCAGCCUCGCCCCCGGCGCGUGUUCCUCGUCCCCGGCCCUAACCCGAUCCCUGCGCUCAACUCGAUGAACUGCAUUUUUUGUUGAUAAGCUUCAAUCUUCAAACCAUUCAUAAAAAGAGAAAUUAAUAUUUAUUAAUAUUUCAUAUGAAUAUAGUGUCACAAAUCCCAACCAUCAGUUUAGAAAUUGUAAAAUAAAUGCAUUAAAAAUAGUCCUAACUCCUAAGG
This is a messenger RNA of Dendronephthya gigantea, 2503 nucleotides long. Its product is annotated as tetratricopeptide repeat protein 12-like. The transcript is spliced from 21 exons. The coding region runs from base 6 to 2132 and encodes 708 amino acids. The record is from RefSeq and is a predicted model, not a curated record. Gene Ontology annotation, molecular function: protein binding. Lineage: Eukaryota; Metazoa; Cnidaria; Anthozoa; Malacalcyonacea; Nephtheidae.